UGGUGGAGGCGCUGCGAGAUUGGGUGCAGCGGUGCUUGCCCUUCCCGCGCUCUCCUGCUCGGCCCGCGCCGCCAUCGCCAUGCUCGUCCUGUUCGAGACCGCGGCGGGGUAUGCCAUAUUCAAGGUUUUGGAUGAGAAGAAGCUCCAAGAAAUUGAUAGCUUAUGGAAAGAAUUUGAAACUCCUGAAAAAGCGAAUAAAGUCGUGAAACUGAAACACUUUGAGAAGUUUCAAGAUACAACAGAAGCUCUUGCAGCAUCCACAGCCCUGGUGGAAGGCAAGAUUAGCAAAAACUUGAAGAAAAUCUUAAAGAAGAUAGUAGCCAAAGAUGCCCAUGAACAGUUGGCUGUAGCAGAUGCCAAACUCGGAGGUGUGAUCAAGGAUAAGCUGAACUUAAGUUGUAUCCACAGUCCAAUGGUCACGGAACUGAUGAGAGGCAUUCGCUCCCAGAUGGAAGGGCUUAUCACCGGUCUUCCAUCACGGGAGAUGGCAGCUAUGUGUUUAGGACUGGCACACAGCCUUUCUCGAUACAAGCUGAAGUUCAGCCCAGACAAAGUGGAUACCAUGAUCGUCCAAGCAAUCUCCCUUCUUGAUGACUUGGACAAAGAACUGAAUAAUUAUAUCAUGCGCUGUAGAGAAUGGUACGGCUGGCAUUUUCCUGAACUGGGCAAAAUUAUCACAGACAAUCUAACAUACUGUAAAUGUGUACGGAAAAUUGGAGACAGAAAAAACUUUUCCUGUUCUGAUCUGUCUGAAGUCCUUCCUGAGGAAGUUGAAGAGGAGGUGAAAGCAGCUGCUGAGAUCUCCAUGGGGACUGAAGUGUCGGAAGAAGACAUCAGCAACAUACAGCACCUCUGUGACCAGGUGAUUGAGAUCUCAGACUAUCGUGCCCAGCUGUAUGAUUAUCUGAAGAACAGAAUGAUGGCCAUUGCACCGAACCUCACGGUCAUGGUGGGAGAGCUGGUUGGAGCCAGGCUUAUCGCUCACGCAGGCUCCCUGCUGAAUCUGGCCAAGCACCCUGCAUCAACAGUUCAGAUUCUUGGCGCAGAAAAAGCCCUCUUUAGAGCACUGAAGACAAAACGUGAUACGCCCAAGUUUGGUCUGAUUUAUCACGCUUCUCUCGUGGGGCAGACAACAGCGAAAAACAAAGGGAAGAUUUCGCGGAUGCUGGCCGCAAAGACAGCCUUGACAAUUCGCUACGAUGCACUUGGGGAGAGCACCAGCGCAGAGAUGGGGGCUGAGAACAGACUGAAAGUGGAAACAAGGCUGCGGCACUUGGAGGAAAAAGGGAUAAGACGGAUAAGUGGCACAGGAAAAGCCUUGGCCAGAGCAGACAAAUAUCAGCACAAGAGUGAAGUGAAGACAUACGACCCUUCUGGAGAGUCCACACUCCCUCUGGUCCCAAAAAAGAGAAAAGAGGUGGAAGAAGAUGAGACAGUGGUGCCAAAAGCAAAGAAGGCUAAAGUAGUAGAAAUCAAAGAAGAAGAGGCGGAAGAGGAGGUGGAUCAGGAGCAAGAUGACAGAGAACAUGUCAAGAAGAAGAAGAAGAAAAAGGAGAAGAAACAGAAAGCUCAGGAAGAGGCUGCUUUGGUAGAAGAAGAGGAAGAGGAGCCGUCGACUAGCACAGUAAUGGAGAGUACAGAAAAGAAGAAGAAGAAAAAGAAAAAAAUUAAAGUAGAGCUAGAAGAUUGAGUUUAAGAAGAGGAAGGCACAGUCUCCUUGGAUGGUCGCAUCACAUUUGUUUUCCUGGAACACUGGCUUCUGAAGUAUACUUUGACCCCUGGUUUGGGAAGACUGAGGAAUUCAGUGCACUUCCUUGGGACCUUUUAAAUAAUACUCAGCUCUGUAGUUUAACUUCUUAGUUUAAUCACUGCCCUGACAGUAGCUUUGGUUAGUAGUAUGUUCUGUAUUACUGUUACAGCAGGCCUCUUUAAGAUGCUGACUUAGACUGAAAAAGCAUUAUAUAAAUGUUCUGAAAUCAGUACAUCACUUCUCAGUGGAAGAAUUGCUUCCUGUGAGAUUUUGAGUCUUACAUAAAACAUUACUACUUUUGUA
Varanus komodoensis (Komodo dragon) is the source of this 2053-nucleotide messenger RNA. RefSeq names its product NOP58 ribonucleoprotein (gene NOP58). The record is from RefSeq and is a predicted model, not a curated record. Gene Ontology annotation, cellular component: small-subunit processome; box C/D methylation guide snoRNP complex. The transcript has 15 exons. Lineage: Eukaryota; Metazoa; Chordata; Lepidosauria; Squamata; Varanidae. Gene Ontology annotation, molecular function: snoRNA binding. Bases 80 to 1690 code for a protein of 536 amino acids.